AGCAGUCACAGCUGUGACACUCUGUGUGCUGCUGCACAGCCCGAGAGUCAGCUAAAAAGGGGGCAUAUCAUCCUCAUCAUCUGUCAUGGGAAACCGCUGGUUAAUUUGGACUGGUGGCCGGAAACAGAUUUGCUGACGGUGGGUUUAUAUGGCUACCACGAGAAAUAAGGCGUAAAAUGGAUUUAUAGAAUCUCAUUGUGAGCCAUCGUCUUAAUAGGAUUUCUUAGGUAGAAACAACUUGCGGACCCUCGGCCAUGGCUCCGAGAAAAAGAAACAGUCGUGGGAUCUCCUUUAUCUUCUGCUGUUUUCGGACCAAUGACCACCCGGAGAUCACAUACCGGUUACGGAAUGACAGCAACUUUGCGUUGCAGACGAUGGAGCCGUCGUUACCGAUUCCUCCCCUGGAUGAGCUGGACACCAUGUUUGCAGAGCUGGUGGAUGAACUGGACCUCAGUGACAAGCACCGAGAAGCUAUGUUUGCCCUCCCGGCUGAGAAGAAAUGGCAGAUUUACUGCAGCAAGAAAAAAGAUCAGGAAGAAAACAAAGGAGCUACGAGCUGGCCUGAAUUCUACAUCGAUCAGCUGAAUUUAAUGGCUGCUAGGAGGACAUUGCUGGCAAUGGAGAAAGAAGACGAAGAUGAGAGAAAUAAAACCAUUGAGAGCUUGAAAACGGCGCUGAGGACGAAGCCAAUGAGGUUUGUGACCAGAUUUAUAGAUUUGGAUGGAUUAACAUGCAUCUUGAACUUCCUAAAAAGCAUGGACUAUGACAUAGCAGAGUCCCAAAUACAUACCUCUCUCAUUGGCUGCAUCAAGGCACUAAUGAACAACUCCCAGGGACGAGCUCACGUCUUGGCCCAUUCAGAGAGCAUCAACGUCAUCGCACAGAGUCUCGCAACAGAGAACAUAAAGACUAAAGUGGCCGUGCUGGAAAUUAUGGGUGCCGUCUGUUUAGUUCCCGGAGGUCACAAGAAGGUUUUAGAAGCCAUGCUGCACUACCAGAAAUACGCCAGCGAGAGGACGCGCUUUCAGACCUUGAUUAAUGAUCUAGAUCGGAGCACAGGAAGGUACCGGGAUGAAGUUAGUUUGAAGACGGCCAUCAUGUCCUUUAUUAAUGCAGUCCUUAGUCAAGGUGCUGGAGUGGAAAGCUUAGACUUCAGACUUCAUCUUCGGUAUGAGUUUUUGAUGCUUGGAAUACAACCGGUUAUAGAUAAACUGCGAGAACAUGAUAAUUCAACACUCGACAGACAUCUAGAUUUUUUUGAAAUGCUGCGAAAUGAAGACGAGCUAGAAUUUGCCAAAAGAUUUGAUUUGGUUCAUAUAGACACUAAAAGUGCCACCCAGAUGUUUGAAUUAAUAAGGAAAAGAUUAACUCACACAGAUUCCUAUCCUCACUUUACAUCUAUACUUCACCACUGCCUACAAAUGCCUUAUAAAAGAAGUGGCAACACUGUGCAUUACUGGCUUCUCCUGGACCGAAUAGUACAGCAAAUAGUUAUCCAGAACGACAAAGGACAGGAUCCCGACAUUUCACCAAUAGAGAAUUUUAAUGUUAAAAAUGUUGUCCGAAUGCUGGUUAACGAAAAUGAAGUCAAGCAGUGGAAGGAACAAGCGGAGAAAAUGAGAAAAGAACACCAAGAACUGCAGCAGAAAUUGGAAAAGAAAGAGCGAGAAUGCGAUGCAAAGACUCAAGAGAAAGAAGAGAUGAUGGAAACCUUGAAUAAAAUGAAAGAGAAGCUGGAGAAAGAGUCCACCGAGUACAAGCAAGUAAAGCAGCAGGUGGUGGAGCUCACGGCACAAAUCCAGGAGCUGAGCAGUAGGGCUAUCUCUGCUACUGUACCUAGCGGACCUCCUCCUCCUCCCAUGCCUGGUGGCCCUGUGCCUUUUCCUCCUGGGAAUUUCAUGCCACCUCCACCACCACCGCCUUUACCAGGUGGAAUGGCCCCACCACCUCCUCCACCUCCCCCAGGAGGUCUACCUUUUCCUCCCGGCCCUCCACCUUUAGGGGGUUUGGCAGCACCUCUGGGAGCCCCUCUGGGGCCAUCACUUAAAAAGAAGAAUAUCCCACAACCAACAAAUCCACUCAAGUCUUUCAACUGGUCUAAAUUACCAGAGAACAAGCUGAGCGGUACCUUGUGGGUUGAUAUUGAUGAUACCAAGGUGUUCAAGAUCCUGGAUCUAGAUGAUAUAGAACGCACAUUCUCAGCUUACCAAAGACAGCAGGAUUUCUUCAUGAACAACGGGAUCAAACAGGUGCUCUCAAGAAGAGACACAUUAAAUGUUCCGAAAGAAACAGAAACCAAUGAAGACACACUUGGAUCAAAGAAGGUAAAGGAACUAUCUGUGAUCGAUGGAAGGAGAGCCCAAAACUGUAACAUUCUCCUGUCAAGACUCAAGCUGUCAAAUGAUGAAAUUAAGCGUGCGAUCUUAACAAUGGACGAGCAGGAAGAUCUUCCAAAGGACAUGUUGGAACAGCUGUUGAAGUUUAUUCCAGAAAAGAGUGACAUCGAUUUGCUGGAAGAGCACAAACAUGCGCUAGAUCGCAUGGCCAAAGCAGACCGAUUUCUGUUCGAGAUGAGCAGGAUUAAUCAUUAUCAGCAGAGGUUGCAGUCUCUAUACUUCAAAAAGAAGUUUGCUGAAAGAGUUGCCGAAGUAAAACCAAAGGUGGAAGCAAUUCGUUCGGCCUCAAAGGAAGUUCUGCACAGUAAGAGCCUAAAACAAUUCUUAGAGGUGGUCCUUGCCUUUGGAAACUACAUGAACAAAGGCCAGAGAGGGAAUGCCUAUGGGUUUAAAAUCUCCAGCUUAAACAAGAUUGCAGACACGAAAUCCAGCAUUGACAAAAACAUCACCCUGUUGCACUAUCUCAUAACGGUUGUUGAGAAGAAGUAUCCGAAAAUCUUAAAUUUGCAUGAAGAGUUGAAAAGCAUCCCUGAAGCCGCAAAAGUAAAUAUGACUGAACUGGAUAAAGAAAUUAGCACGCUUAGAACUGGAUUAAAGGCUGUGGAGAGUGAGCUGGAUUUCCAGAAGAACCAGUCGUCCCAGCCAGGAGAUAAAUUUGUGUCUGUUGUCAGUCAGUUCAUUACUGUAGCUGGGUUCAGCUUCUCCGACGUGGAGGACCUGCUCACUGAAUCCAAAGAUCUGUUUGUGAAGUCAACCAAACAUUUUGGAGAGGAAGCCAACAAAAUGCAGCCAGAUGAGUUUUUUGGAAUGUUUGAUCAGUUUCUUCAGGCACUUUCUGAAGCCAAACAGGAGAAUGAAAACAUCAGAAAACGAAAGGAAGAGGAAGAACGCAGAGCGCGGAUGGAAGCACAGCUUAAGGAGCAACGUGAUCGUGAACGUAAAGCGAGGAAGGCGAAGGAAAGCGGCGAGGAAGAGGGAGAGUUUGACGACUUGGUUUCAGCUUUACGUUCAGGCGAAGUCUUUGAUAAGGACCUUUCCAAAUUAAAACGGAACCGCAAGCGCAUAAUCAGCCAAACUACCGAGAGCAGCCGGGAGCGACCUGUGACCAAACUGAAUUAUUGAUCUGCUACCAGAACCCGCCCUUAUAGACUUCUAACAGACUCUAUAGAACUUUCCAUCACACUGCCUUGGGAUCCGUUACUGUAACCACGGGGUUUUAUGGGGGAGUGGGAAGAUGUUUGUAUAUAUGUACUCUAUGUAAUAUAAUGUGUGUGCAUAUGUAUGUGCAUAAAGUAUAUUUAUGCACACAUAUGUAUAUAGUUUGGAAGAGUUGAUGCACAUAUAAAAUGUGUUCUUAUUGCAGUAUUAUGUAUAUAUGUGUAUAGAUGUGGACACAUGUAUACAUACCCACUGUUGUUAAGUUGGGUUUUUUGAGUGGGGGUUCUUCCUAUAGUGGAAGAUCCCUCCCCCCUUUAAUUUAGUGCAAAAGCACAAACCAUGUUCUCCAGAAUAAAAGCAAAAUCAUUCCUUAAAUAUUCCAUUUUUUUUCAUUGUAUUCUGGAACCGAGAAAUGGUGAUUUAGAUAACAUUACCAAAAAUAUCUGGUGUGGUAGCAUCUUCCAAAAUGUUAAACCCUUCCUGAAUAUGACAGGGCUAUAUUCAUGCCCAACUGCUUGUCAUGAAGGGGUUAAACCUCUGAGUGCAUGCAUCCGUCUGUAGCUUAUAGGACCAAUAGUUCCCUCUCAGAGACUGCACUAAAACCCAUAACUCCAACCAUCAUCUCACUACUACUGAACGCGUUAAUCUGUGCUCCAAGGUUUCUACACAAUUGACACUUGAUCUUUUAGAAGGUUUCGGUUAGAGGUAUAAAUCAGAUUUAUUAACAUUUUCAAAAAAGAUUGCUCAUUGCUGUAUAGAAAUUUAAAAUAAAAAUAAAUUAAAAAUAUUUUUUAUACCGGAGCAUUUUACUGGCUGACUCAAAAAGAAUAGAGUGUUUGCUGUAAGAAUCUAACCGAUUCAUAGAAUUUUCAUUGUUCGGGUUAACAAAAAACCAACCCGAUACAACUGUUUCUGUGCCCUUACCAUUGCUCUGUUAACGGCCAAUUCUCCUUUGCGCAAUGCAAACUGUUACAAUUUUACCAGUGAGCACACAUCUCAGGGACAUAGAUCAAACUUCCCUCAAAUGAACUGCAAGUUGGUGCUUGCCAUGUGUAGCUUAAAUAAAAAGACAAUACAAUACUUUUGCAAUAUGUUAGUACUGUUUUUAACUUAUUUAAUUUUCAUAAACACUGUUAUUUCCUCUCUACAGAGAGACUGGACUAUUAAACUGUUGUAGAGAAGAUUUUUAAUUCAUAAACAAUUAUUCCAA
Molecule: messenger RNA, 4764 nt
Organism: Pelobates fuscus (common spadefoot toad)
Lineage: Eukaryota; Metazoa; Chordata; Amphibia; Anura; Pelobatidae
Gene: DAAM1
Product: dishevelled associated activator of morphogenesis 1
Exons: 27
Coding region: 255-3518 (1087 amino acids)
Biological process (GO): actin cytoskeleton organization
Cellular component (GO): stress fiber
Molecular function (GO): small GTPase binding; actin binding
Source: RefSeq, a predicted model, not a curated record